AUGAUGCCCUCUAUCGACGAGUUCAGUCACCUUGCCUUCGAUUUCAUCGUGAUCGGUGGCGGGACGGCCGGUCUUGCCGUCGCCGCCCGACUCGCUGAGUCCAACACGUCAUACACUAUUGGAGUAAUCGAAGCAGGAGGCGUCGUCCAAAACGAUCCUGAUGUCGACAUCCCUGGUCACUAUGGCCGUUCCUUAGGGGGAUCCUACGAUUGGAAGCUUGAAACAACCCCCCAGAAGGGUCUCGGCGGUCGGGUUCUGCCGUGGCCCAGAGGAAAGGUUCUUGGGGGGACCAGCGCGCUGAACUACAUGGCCUGGAAUCGCGCUAGCAGGGAUGAUUACGAUGCCUGGGAGGCUUUGGGUAAUGAAGGUUGGGGUUGGGAUGGUCUCUUGCCCUUCUUCAAACGUUCCGAGACAUUCCAUCCGCCGAGUCAGAAGACUCAGAAUGAGCAUGAGAUAUCACACGAUGCAGACACUUUAGGCGACUCGGGGCCCAUUUCAAUCUCUUAUCCGACAGACUACUCGUCUUCGCACAGCCUCUGGCAUCGCACCCUCAAUGGUCUAGGCGUCCAGACUAACACUGCCCACCUCGGGGGCUCAAACGUUGGUGUCUGGACAUGCAUCAACGCUGUCGACCCCUCGUCUGCUCGCCGAUCUUAUGCACUGGAUUACUGUGCAUCUCACCCGCAUAACUUGCACAUCCUAACCAACGCAACGGUAAACGAGAUCGUCAUCAGUGAAGACAAGGUAGCUACCGGGGUUCACCUCACCCAUCAUGGCGAAGAGUAUACAGUUUCCGCUUCGCGGGAGAUCAUCCUCUCGGCUGGGAGUGUCAAGUCACCGCAGAUCUUGGAGCUUUCAGGAAUUGGAAACCCAGAGGUCCUUGACAGGGCCGGGGUGCCUGUUAAGGUUGAGAGUUUACAUGUGGGCGAAAACCUACAGGAGCACAUCAUGCUCGCGACGAUCUUUGAAGUUGAUCCCUCUCUCGCUAAUCGUGACGAUUUGCAAAAAGACGAAAAGCUUACUCUAGCUGCGCAAGAGCAAUAUGCUCAAACUGCGGAUGGGCCACUUACUAUUCUGCCCGUGUCUAUUUGUUACGUGCCACUGGCACAUUUCGUUUCGAAAGAUACUCUCUCUUCGCUCCAUGCAGAGGCAGACCAGAUUUCCGAGUUUGACGCCGAUAAACAUGAUAUUCUCACUCACCGAUUGAACGGCAAUUCCAAGUUGGGUCAGAUCGAGUAUAUCUUUGACCUUGGAAACUGGAAUACAUAUUUCCAAGGCGAGGAGGGCAAGAAGUACGGGACUAUGCUGCAGAUCCUUCAAUAUCCUUUCAGUGUUGGGUCCAUCCAUAUCCGCCCAUCUCACUCUGGAUCUUCCCCAGCAGAGCAGUCGCCUGAUAUCGACCCCAAAUACUACGAAGGCACACAUGGAAAGCUCGACAUGGAAGUCAUGAAGCAUUGUCUGCAAUUCGUUCAGAAGAUCGUGAAUGCGGAGCCUCUUUCCAAUAUCAUCCAUGCGCCUGCUUCUCCACCAACUGCGGCAUAUGACGAUGACAAACUCAUGGAGGAAUGGAUCACUCAGAACACAAUCACAGACUGGCAUCCUGUCGGAACUUGCGCCAUGGGGGGACGUGCAGGCAUCGAGGGUGGUGUCGUCGAUGAGAGGCUUCGUGUCUAUGGUGUCAGGGGCCUUCGUGUAGUUGAUGCGAGCAUUAUGCCUCUGCAAGUAAGCGCACAUAUCCAAGCGACGGUGUAUGCGAUCGCAGAAAAGGCAGCACACAUGAUUAUUGAAGAUGCCCGAAGUGCAGACAUGGCUCGAGGGGAUUUCUGGAGACACCAAACCAGACUUUAG
This is a messenger RNA of Fusarium graminearum PH-1, 1848 nucleotides long. RefSeq lists its product as uncharacterized. Gene Ontology annotation, molecular function: flavin adenine dinucleotide binding; oxidoreductase activity, acting on CH-OH group of donors. The transcript is spliced from 3 exons. The coding region runs from base 1 to 1848 and encodes 615 amino acids. The record is from RefSeq and is a predicted model, not a curated record. Lineage: Eukaryota; Fungi; Ascomycota; Sordariomycetes; Hypocreales; Nectriaceae.